GAUUUUCCAUGUUUAGCUCGCUUGGUAACUGGAGUGGGGAACUUCCAUGCACUUAAUUUUAUUCUUGGUAUCCUUAUUGAAAAUGGUCAGCUCGAUCUUCUUCUUCAGAAGUUUUCAGCUGCUGUUGAUGCCAACGAUGCUGACGAGGAAGUAAGAGGAUUCAGAAUGGCUGUUCUCACAUUACUCAAGCAAUUUAAUCCCAAUGAUCUCGAUGCAUUUGCCAUGGUUUAUAGCCGCUUUGAUAUGAAAAAUGAGACUGCUUCUCUUUUGGAGUCACGAGCACACCAAUCUUGUAAGGAGUGGUCCCUCCGUUCUGACAAGGAUCAGACUGAUGAGCUCUUGGCUUCCAUGGGGUACUUCAUUGAAGCUGCUGAAGUUUACUCUUCAAUUGAUGCUGGGAGCAAAACACGCCAAAGUUGUGCUCAGGCAUUACUUCUCUAUCUUCAGAUUCGGAUGCCAGACUUGCACUUCAUCUAUCUCUCUGAAACUAAUGCACGGAGGGCCUUGGUCGAACAAACCCGUUUCCAAGAAGCACUAAUUGUUGCUGAAGCUUAUGGUCUUAACCAGCCAGGUGAAUGGGCUCCAGUACUUUGGAAUCAAAUGCUAAGACCAGAGCUCAUUGAACGGUUUAUGGCUGAGUUUGUUUCUGUGCUCCCCCUUCAACCCUCAAUGCUUCUUGAACUUGCUAGAUUUUACAGGGCUGAAGUGGCUGCAAGGGGGGAUCAGUCACAAUUUUCUAUGUGGUUGACCGGGGGAGGGCUCCCAGCUGAUUGGGCGAAAUAUCUCGGGAGAUCAUUCAGAUGUUUGUUGAGAAGGACUAGGGACUUGAGGUUGCGAUACCAACUGGCUACCAUCGCAACAGGAUUUACCGAUGUGAUUAAUGCGUGCAAUAAAGCAUUCGAUAAAGUCCCUGACAGUGCUGGGCCUCUUGUCUUGAGGAAAGGUCAUGGAGGAGGUUACCUUCCACUGAUGUAAUAAGAGACUCAACAUGAGGCCUCUUACAAUCGGUAUUCAGUUUUGAGUUUCUGUCCACCAAAUUUAGCUUUUGUAGGAAGCAGCCUGAAUUCUUGAAGACACAAGAGGUGAUUAGGUGUGAUGAGUUGAUGAUCUGCAAAUUUUGGCAUCAUUUUAUUUGUUCAUUUGCCCAACUUACUUUUCCAACUGAGCUGAAGCCUGGUAAAACUAAGUGAAGUGUUGU
Messenger RNA from Solanum tuberosum (potato), 1198 nucleotides. RefSeq names its product protein DDB_G0268328-like. The coding region runs from base 166 to 975 and encodes 269 amino acids. Gene Ontology annotation, cellular component: cytoplasm. NCBI's taxonomy places the organism in Eukaryota, Viridiplantae, Streptophyta, Magnoliopsida, Solanales, Solanaceae. The transcript is spliced from 2 exons. The record is from RefSeq and is a predicted model, not a curated record.